AUGGAAACUAGGAGAUUGAUAUGGCUACUUGGGACGAUAUUUGCUGUAAUUAUGGUUGUUCAGUAUUCUGAAAUUCCAUAUGGUAGUGUUUUGUCAUCUAUACUUUCUGCUGGGAAAGCCUCAUUCGCUGGGGAAAGCAACUCCCCAGCUAAAAAUUUACCAUCUAACUCUGAUAGGGUUGGUAACACCACACUGUUAAAUGGUUUAAACUUAACUUAUAAAUAUGCACUACCGCCAACAAUUUCAUCAGUCAGCACAGCCUCUCCUCACAAUUGGGACCACAACUUAAUACCUCCUGCUAUGUCUGUAGACCUCAACAUAUAUUCAGUGCACAAAGAUGAAACAGACAUGCUUACUAAAGACGAAAAGGGACCUGGGCAGAGUAAUCUCGCUACGUCAAACAGUAAUUCUUCUUUGACUGCUCUUAGUGCAGUGAGCAACAAGUCUGAAAUGCCGGUAUUGUCAAUAGCUCAGAUGAAGGGGUUGUUGCUGCAGAGCCACUCUUCACCUUGCUCGCUGCCACCACAAUGGUCUUCGAGGGUAGACCAAGAACUACUGUAUGCAAAAUCAGAGAUCGAGAAUGCCCCCAUCAGGAAGAAUGAUACAAGACUUUAUGCACCUCUUUAUCAGAAUGUUUCGAUGUUUAUAAGGAGCUACGAGAUAAUGAAUAAAAGGCUCAAAGUCUAUAUCUACAAGGAAGGAGAGAAACCAAUCUUCCAUCAAUCAAUACUUGAAGGAAUAUACGCAUCUGAGGGAUGGUUCUUGAAGCUGUUGGAAGCAAAUAAACAAUUUGUUACUGAGGACCCCAGAGAAGCUCACUUAUUUUACUUACCUUUCAGUUCACGGUUGCUACAGUUAACACUAUAUGUCCGUAAUUCACACGGUCGUGAUAACCUAAUUCAAUACAUGAAGAAUUAUGUGGACAUGCUUGCAGUGAAAUAUCCUUUCUGGAACAGAACUGGUGGAGCAGAUCAUUUUCUUGCUGCUUGCCAUGACUGGGCCCCGGCUGAAACAAGAGGGCGUAUGCUUAAUUCAAUCAGGGCCCUCUGCCAUGCAGAUAUCAGAAUAGGUUUUGACAUUGGCAAGGACGUUUCUAUUCCAACAACAUAUGUACGCUCAGCCCAAAAUCCUCUCAAAGAUAUUGGAGGUGAGCCUCCUUCGCAGAGGUCAAUUCUCGCUUUCUUUGCUGGCAAUAUGCAUGGUUAUGUCCGACCAAUUUUGUUGAAGUACUGGGGAAAAGAUCCUGACAUGAAAAUCUUCGGUAAAAUGCCCCACGUCAAGGGCAAUAAGAACUACAUCCAGCACAUGAAGAGAAGCAAGUAUUGCAUCUGUGCAAGAGGUUAUGCAGUCCACAGCCCACGAGUUGUGGAGUCCUUGUACUACGAAUGCGUCCCUGUCAUCAUAUCCGACAACUACGUACCUCCUUUUUUUGAGGUUUUGAAUUGGGAAUCCUUUGCUGUUUUUAUCUUAGAGAAAGACAUUCCCAAUUUGAAGAAAACUCUCCUUUCUAUUUCUGAGGAUAAGUACCUGGAGAUGCAUAAGAGAGUGAAAAUGGUACAAGAACAUUUUCUUUGGCAUACUGAGCCUGUGAAAUAUGAUAUGUUUCACAUGAUUCUUCAUUCUGUUUGGUACAAUAGAGUUUUCCGAAUAAAAUCCACCUAAACCAAAUGAUACACAUCAAAAUGUACUUAUAUUCUCACUGAAAUUAGAUUGAAUGCGUAGAGCAGGUACAGCAGCUUCCAAAAUAAUCCAGGAAAUCUUUUUGGGUGCUAGUACAGAACAUGGACACUUCCCCUAAAGUGUUUCGGGCUCUAACAAGGAUACAGGACUGGUAAAACGACGUGUAACAAGGAUUUUGGCAAGACCAUUAACAUCAAGGUAAUUUGGGCAACUUGGAUGCUUACCAUCUGCAGGUGAGGUAGCACAAGAAAAGAGUAUAGCCUCUUAGCGUUGGAUUAUAUUUGCACAAGGAAAAAUUACACUUUGACCCCCUCAACCGUGUGGCCUCUCCCAAAUUUCCCCCUCAAUGAUCACAUUUCUCACAUUGUACCUCUAACUUUAGUUAUUGACUUCACAUUGAUCUCACAACUAUCAUGUUUUUCAUUUUGCACUUCAAACUAUAGUUCUUAAUUU
Ilex paraguariensis (yerba mate) is the source of this 2133-nucleotide messenger RNA. NCBI's taxonomy places the organism in Eukaryota, Viridiplantae, Streptophyta, Magnoliopsida, Aquifoliales, Aquifoliaceae. The record is from the annotation of a GenBank genome assembly.